Molecule: messenger RNA, 1694 nt
Organism: Haliotis rubra (blacklip abalone)
Lineage: Eukaryota; Metazoa; Mollusca; Gastropoda; Lepetellida; Haliotidae
Exons: 5
Coding region: 79-1239 (386 amino acids)
Source: RefSeq, a predicted model, not a curated record
CGACAAUUAGGCUGUUAGAUUUACAGUCACGUGACUAAAGACGAGAUUACACUGUUUUAGUCAGAUCAAGAGACAAUCAUGACUGACAUGAGGACAUGUUUUGCAGUCUGCAGUCUUCUGCACUUAAUGAGUGUUGAUGGGUUUCCUAUUUACGGUGAACUGAAUGUGAAUGAGUCUGAUACCAAGAAGACAUGGGAAGAAGCGAAGGCCGAAUGCAUGAAUAAUGGACUUCGCCUUACAAAUUACCUGACGGUGGACAGCUUACAAAAUAUUAAAUCCCCAGACCGGAAUUACUGGAUUGGGGGAAAAGAAAACGGAGAUGAAUGCCCUAUGCUGAACUGGUCUACCAAAAUCCCAAAAACUGAUCCAUGCGACAAAGAACAUUAUUUUCUUUGCAGUCCACAAGAGAUAGCCAAUAUGAAUCAUGUCAUAAUGAUCGCGGUCGGAGCUUUCACCAUCAUCAACAUGAUUUUGGUCACUAUCUGCGUUCUGAGGAGGUUAUGCAAAAGGCAGGCUCGUCUACCAAAGGAGGAGAAACCCAAGGCUACAUCAAAGAAAGAUAAAAAGGAACGAAAGAAGAAGGACAAGCGGCAAAAGAAAGAUGCAAAGGUAUCAGAAGACAUCAAACAAGAAACUCCCGCUGCUGGUGAUGCAGAAGCCCCUAAACAGGCUGGUGACGUUGCACAAACAGUACAAACCACGGCAGUAGUGGAAGUUGGGGCGGCUGGAACUGCAGAUGUUGACACUACAUCGACCACUCCUGCUGCUGCAGCAUCUACGACUGCGGAGACUGAAGCAGGCAAAGAAGAGAAGUUACCUGACCCACCAGAGUUUAUUCUGAAUGACACGACCUCUACUGCAACUACAACCGUUGCAACUGACUCAACGGCAGUAUCUGUUGCUGUAGUAACGUCUACUGCUACCGCUGUCGUUACAGCCACUGGAACUGGAGUUGCUGACACCGGCAUUGUGUCAACCAGCAUCACGACCACGGAAACAAUCGUAGACGCUGCAAAAGAAGCUGACAAGAAGGACAUGAGCUGUCAGGAAGCGGGUAAGGACGACCCUGGGAAAGUUGUCACCACCAGCGGAGAUAAACCAUCUCUGAUGGCUGAAAUGGAGGCCAUGCUACUGGCACAAAGCACCGAGAACAAGCAAGGGGAAGCUACUCCAGUCGAACCACCACUUCCUCCUCCGCCCGAGGAACUUAUCAAGUCAGACACCACAACGGAGACUUGAAUCAAGAGUAUCAUUACUUUAUUUACUCACAACUUCUUUGUUCUCAUAUGUGUUUCGAUUUGCCAUUUGCACUGUCGCCUAGUUCUGUGACGAAGAAAGUAUCAAGCUCAUAUCUGGGGGAGCUUAUUUGUGUGAACUUAUGGGUUAGGGACCCACUUACGUUGUCCCAAAGGGAAUAUUAAGUUGCUUCUCGAACUUAAGAAAGCCAAUUGUAAUACGUUCCUCAUUUCAGUUGAUGUUGAUUCAAAAUGUUUAAUGUAUCCUUAGUUCUGACCUUUAUAUUCGUGUAUUGUUUUGCGAUGUUACCUUUCAUUCUUAUGAUGUUGUUUUGCUUCUUAUAAUCCCGAGUUCCUUUUCCAUGCAUGCUCCAAUAUAAACAGCGUAUGCUAAAUUUCAUGAAACUAUAUAUUCUAAUUGAUGACCGAAUGUUUAAUAAAAUAAGCACAUUAAUAAUU